AUGCCCGACUGCGCUCACAAAACAUCAGGCAACUCGUGCGGCUGCACCUCCACCGCCCCAGCCGGCGAAACCCUCUGCGCCUGGUGUCGCGACGGACACAAGACCAUCGUCAAGAACAACGCGAACAGCGCCAUGGAGGAUCAGGGACAGGACCAGAACGACGGGAAUGUUGGGUUGGAGUUUUGCUGCUCGGGGUGUGGUGCUUCCAAGUACUGA
Neurospora tetraspora is the source of this 216-nucleotide messenger RNA. RefSeq lists its product as uncharacterized. Bases 1 to 216 code for a protein of 71 amino acids. Lineage: Eukaryota; Fungi; Ascomycota; Sordariomycetes; Sordariales; Sordariaceae. The record is from RefSeq and is a predicted model, not a curated record. The transcript has a single exon.